Paramecium sonneborni is the source of this 1413-nucleotide messenger RNA. NCBI's taxonomy places the organism in Eukaryota, Ciliophora, Oligohymenophorea, Peniculida, Parameciidae. The record is from the annotation of a GenBank genome assembly.
AUGAACUAGAGAUCAAAGGAUCAGUUUUCAUCUCUAAACAACAUUAUUUCAGAUAUUAAUUCAAUAUAAAAAUAGAAUAAAAAUACUUCAUAGAUGAAAUAAUAAACAUUUGAAACAUCUCCUACUCAAAAGAAAUUGAAUCGAAUUAAAAAAUAAGAAAUCAAUUAUCAUAGUUUAGUAGAUUUGAAAUAAUUUAGUAAAAGUAGAAAUGUAAUUCUACCUAAUUAUGAACCAACUAAAUGUUCUUAAAAUUAUAAUGGUCUAAUAAAAGCCUAUGCAGCAAACACAAAUUAAGGAAUAAUUAGAAAUUAUAAUGAAGAUAGAGUAUCUAUAAUACUUAAUAUAAUAAAACCAUAACAUAGGUAAGAAGAAACAUGGCCUAAAUGUGCAUUUUUUGGUGUUUAUGAUGGACAUGGUGGUUCAACAUGUGCAGAUUUCUUAAGAGAUAAUUUACAUUAAUAUGUAACUAAAUAAAAAGAAUUUCCAUGGAAUCCUGUUGCAGCUAUAAAGAAAGGUUUUGAAAUGGCUGAAAAAGAUUUUCUUUAAUAAGCUUUAUAAUAAUAUGAUAAAGGAAAAUAAGAAAGAAGUGGAUCUUGUGCUUUAAUAACAUUAGUAGUAGGAGAUUAUUGUUAUGUUGCAAAUGUUGGAGAUUGUAGAGCUAUAUUAAGUUUAGAAAAAGGUAAAAAACUAAUGGAAUUAUCUAUUGAUCAUAAACCAGAAAUAGAAUAUGAAAGAAUUUAAAAAAAUGGAGGUAAAAUAUAUCAAACACAUUUAAUAAAUGAAAAUGGUAUAUAAAUUGUAGGACCACAUAGAGUUUUUCCAGGAAGAUUGUCUGUUUCUAGAGCUUUUGGAGAUAUUGAAGCUAAAUUUGAAUAAUUUGGUGGUAAUCACAAUGUUGUUAUUGCAUAACCAGAUAUUUAAAUCUUUCGUAUUACAUAAGAUAAUGAUUUUAUUGUUAUGGGAUGUAUAUAUAUUUUAUUUAAUUUUUUAGGUGAUGGAAUUUUUGAUAAAAUGAAAUCUGAAGAAGUUAUUAAAAAAAUUUGGACAGAACUUUAAUCUUAAAAAAAUAAUUUAAAUUUACAUGGAUAAAUUUCAUCAGCUGUUGAUUCAGUUUUAAAAGAAGUUGUACAUCGUAAAAGUAGUGAUAAUAUCACAUUACUUAUUAUUGCUUUUAAUGAAUUAAUUGUCUAAUCAAAUACUCCAUAAUCAAAGAUUAAUGCUAUUUCUAAUUAAAUUGAAUUGUUAUAAACAUUUUUAAAAAAUAAAAUUAAUGAUGAAAAUUCACCAGACUUUAAUAUAAAAAGGUAAAGUCCAAUUAAUUAAUUAUUUAAUAAAGGUGAAAUUAAAUAACUACCAUAAAAAUAAAGAUAAGAUGCUACAAUUAAUAGAAUAAGAUCAAGUUUUUAAUUUUGA